Nasonia vitripennis (jewel wasp) is the source of this 1089-nucleotide messenger RNA. RefSeq names its product translationally-controlled tumor protein homolog (gene Tctp). The transcript has 5 exons. NCBI's taxonomy places the organism in Eukaryota, Metazoa, Arthropoda, Insecta, Hymenoptera, Pteromalidae. The record is from RefSeq and is a predicted model, not a curated record. The coding region runs from base 186 to 704 and encodes 172 amino acids. Gene Ontology annotation, molecular function: calcium ion binding. Gene Ontology annotation, cellular component: cytoplasm.
UCUCCCGGUCCACGGCGUCCGCACGGCCCACGCUGGCGGCCGCUUUGCGACGCUUGAAGUCUCCGUUCCUCUGGUUCCUCAUAUUCCAAUUCUAUCCUUUUUCGCCGUUCCUUUCCGGUUGCUUCUUUUGGGUGACUGAGUCGUUUUAGUUUUAGCUCUGAUCAAAUCUUUUUCCAUCUUCCAAAAUGAGGAUCUACAAGGACAUUUUCACAGGAGACGAGAUGUUCUCCGACACCUACAAAAUGAAGCUGGUGGAUGACGUUAUCUACGAAGUAUACGGCAGGCUGGUCCAACGUAAAGCUGGAGAAAUCGAGAUUGCCGGAUUCAACCCAUCUGCUGAGGAGGCUGACGAAGGAACUGAUGAGGCAGUCGAAUCUGGUGUUGACGUAGUUUUGAACCACAGGUUGCAAGAAACGUAUGCCUUUGGUGACAAGAAGUCGUAUACCUUGUAUCUUAAGGAUUACAUGAAGAAACUUGUAGCCAAGUUAGAAGAGAAAGCUCCCGACCAGGUUGAGGUUUUCAAGACCAACAUGAACAAAGUUAUGAAGGACAUCUUGGGCAGAUUUAAGGAACUUCAGUUUUUCACUGGAGAAUCCAUGGACAUCGACGGACUUGUAGCCCUUAUGGAAUACCGUGACAUUGAUGGCCAAUCUGUACCAGUGCUCAUGUUCUUCAAACAUGGAUUGGAAGAGGAGAAAUUCUAAUGUAUCUUGAUUGUGCAACGAUUUAUCGAAAACUUUAUAACAAGAAUCAAGACUGCUAACUGACUGCGAGGAACCAUGAAAUUCUGUUCAAGAUCUUAAGUGAGCGUUACUUCCAGGAUUAUACAAUAAUUUAUUUUUUAAUGUUAUCAAUAUUUUUAUGAAAGUCGAUGGUAUUGUAAAUAAUGUUGAUGCACAAGUAGAAUGUGAAAAUCAAUGUCCAGCUUUUUAUGAAAAUUGUGCUCUACAGUUGUGUAAUAACUAAAGGCUCAAACAAUUUGUCACUCAAUAUUAAACAAUGAGAAAAGGAAGAUGGGACAAGAAUAAAUGAUCAAGACAAAUCUGCCAUGCUGUCAAUAGCUAUGGAAAUAAAAAUAAUAACUACUUA